Heteronotia binoei (common prickly gecko) is the source of this 724-nucleotide messenger RNA. It is a transcript of the gene EMC8, whose product is annotated as ER membrane protein complex subunit 8. The record is from RefSeq and is a predicted model, not a curated record. The transcript has 5 exons. Bases 66 to 680 code for a protein of 204 amino acids. Gene Ontology annotation, cellular component: EMC complex. NCBI's taxonomy places the organism in Eukaryota, Metazoa, Chordata, Lepidosauria, Squamata, Gekkonidae.
GGAAGUGGGUCUUGGGGAGGGAGGGCAGCCGGCCGGCGCAGGCCGAGCCCCGGAGAGGGCCGAGGAUGAAGCUGAGCACGCAGGCCUACUGCAAGAUGGUGCUCCACGGAGCCAAGUACCCGCACUGCGCCGUCAACGGGCUCCUGGUAGCAGAGAAGCAGCAGCAGCAGCAGCACCGGGGUGGCAGCCGGGAGCCCCCUGCCCUCUUCGUGGACUGCGUCCCCCUCUUCCAUGGCACCCUCGCCCUGGCACCCAUGCUCGAGGUGGCCCUCACCCUGAUCGAUUCAUGGUGCAAGGAGAACAGCUAUGUGAUAGCUGGAUACUAUCAAGCCAACGAACGUCUGAAGGAUGCCAGUCCAAACCAGGUUGCCGAAAAGGUGGCAUCCAGGAUAGCGGAGCAUUUCAGUGACACGGCACUUAUAAUGGUGGAUAAUACGAAAUUCACCAUGGAGUGCCUAGAGCCUGCCGUUCACGUGUACGAGCAUCACGAAAACAAAUGGCGAUGCAAAGACCCCCACUUGGAUUACUGUGAAGACUGGUCAGAAGCCCAGAGGAUCUCCGCCUCGCUUUUGGACAGCAGGUCCUACGAAACGCUAGUGGAUUUUGAUAAUCACUUGGACGACAUCCGGAACGAUUGGACAAACCCCGAGAUUAACAAAGCCGUCCUGCACCUCUGUUAGGUUUCCACUGACUUGACUUAACCGGCAUUUCCACUCCACUGAAG